This is a messenger RNA of Pantherophis guttatus, 965 nucleotides long. RefSeq names its product TERF2 interacting protein (gene TERF2IP). The record is from RefSeq and is a predicted model, not a curated record. Gene Ontology annotation, molecular function: telomeric repeat DNA binding. Gene Ontology annotation, biological process: protection from non-homologous end joining at telomere; telomere maintenance via telomere lengthening. Gene Ontology annotation, cellular component: shelterin complex. NCBI's taxonomy places the organism in Eukaryota, Metazoa, Chordata, Lepidosauria, Squamata, Colubridae.
CGCCCGCCAAGGAAGCGCCCGAAGCAGCCGGGAAGCGGCCCUUCCCUCCGGCUGGAGGGGCCUGCCUGCCUGCGGGAGAACGCCGAUGGAGGUGUCGAGGGUGCCCGCGCUCUUCCGGCAAGCCAACCGGGAAUUCGAGCAGGUAGUUCGGGCCCCGUGCGUGGAGGCGGCGGAAAGGGGCCGUCGAGGCUGCCUGGCCGGCCAAGGGUGCCUUGGGUAGGCCAGGAAGUAAAACUGGAGGGGAACUGCGACUUCUGAAUCCCGUUUUCUGCUGCCCGCCCCUUCCCCGGGCUGCGACUUCGGACGUCUCAACGUUUGACGGCCGCAUUCUGAAUUUCUUCCCUUCCAGGAAGACGGCGAGCAACCCGGCUGGGCAGAGCCCGCCCCCCCCCGCCUCCCCGGGCCUUGGCACUUCGAGAGGAAGGCGGGCGCCCCCGGACGCCCCGAUGACGGUGGAGAUCGGUGCAGCCGGUGCCGUGGCCGCCAGCUGCCCGUCCCCGGAGCCGGAGGGCUCCCCAGCUGCCCCCGUGGCCCUAGCAGUCAAGGACAUGGAGCGCUUGAUGGGGGAGUUCGGCGUGGACCUGGCCACGGUCACGCAGGCUUUUCUGAAGAACAGCGGAGAAGUGGCCGCCGUGGCCAGCUGCCUGCGGACCGGGCGCCGUCCGGACGGGCGACCUCUUUGGAACAGACAGGACGAUGAGGACUUGCUGAAAGGCGGAGAGGGAGCCAGGAAUAACUUAGAAACAAAAUAUGGAGUAGGAAAUGUAAAUAAACGAGAGCUGUUCAGGAGAAGUUUGUGCCAGGAGUGAAAAUCACCAAAGCUGCUGCAGUAGGGACAAUUGCCUUUUUUUUUUUUUUUGCAAUUUUUAUUUCCAUAGUAAGCUGUUUACUGUUAAUUAGGAUGGCAGUUGUUCUUGAAUGGUCAAUGUGGAUCUGACAAUAAAAUUUUACAGAACUGUCUUAUA